This is a messenger RNA of Macrosteles quadrilineatus (aster leafhopper), 2500 nucleotides long. RefSeq names its product neprilysin-2-like. Bases 102 to 2093 code for a protein of 663 amino acids. The record is from RefSeq and is a predicted model, not a curated record. Gene Ontology annotation, biological process: protein processing. Gene Ontology annotation, molecular function: metalloendopeptidase activity. Lineage: Eukaryota; Metazoa; Arthropoda; Insecta; Hemiptera; Cicadellidae. Gene Ontology annotation, cellular component: plasma membrane. The transcript is spliced from 15 exons.
CUUCCGAGGUAGUGUUUGGUCUUGUGACUUUAAUUCUUCUUAAAAAUGGGGAAACUUUGGAAAUAUGCAAAACUAAAGCAUGCGAGUCCAUAUCUCAAAGAAUGCUCGGUUCCAUAGACUUCAGUGCCAGACCUUGCGAUGACUUCUACAGAUUCGCUUGCAGACGUUUUGAGGACACUGCUUUAAUAGAUCAUGACCAGACCAAGAAUUCAACAUUCUCUCAAGUAGAAGACAAGCUCCAGGAACAACUGAAAGUGAUUCUUUCUGAAGAGCCCAAACCCGAUGAUCCAUUGCCGUAUAGAAACUUGAAGAAUCUAUUCUCACUAUGCAUGGACGAAGAGGCCAUCAACAGUCGAGGUACAAGCCACGCUGUAGCCUUGCUGCAGAAAGCUGGAGGAUGGCCUGUGUUGGGAAACUGGGAGGGAGAAAAUUGGAAUUUCCUUGACACUAAAAUAAAACUCAAAAAGCUCUCAAUUGGAGGUGGCAACCUCUUUUACGUCUACAUCUCGAUCGACAACAAGAAUACAACCCGGAGGAUUAUUGAGGUUGACCAGGCUGGUCUAGGCCUUUCCCGGGAGUUUCUGAUCCGAGGAGAGGAGGACUCUAUAGUGAAAGCCUACUACAACUACAUGGUAGAUAUGGCUGUGUUGUACGGGGCUGACAGGGAAACUGCUAAACAACAGCUAAGGGACUGUCUGCUGUUCGAGAUAGAACUUGCCAAGUUAACUGUUCCAAGAGAAGAACGAAGAGAUUUUGACAGAAUGUACAACCCUUACACUCUUCCUGAUCUCACAAAGGAGAUCCCAUGGGUUGACUGGAAGAAACUUCUCAAAAGUAUCUUGCCGGAAGACGUUCAACUACGGGAAAAUGAAAUGAUAAAUGUGGCGGAAGUCAACUUUCUAAAGGAGUUAGAACAGUUGUUGUCUAAGUACCCAAAACAAGUGUUGGCCAACUACAUGGUUUGGCAUGUUGCACGACGCUUGUCAGAAUUCCUUACAGAUGAGAUGAGGAACAGAAACCAGGAGUUCAGGAGAACCACUGAUGGUACCACGGCCAGGGAUCCUAGAUGGAAGGAGUGUGUAGGCGUGGCUGACGGAAACCUUAAAAUAGCACUGGCUUCACUGUAUGUAAAGAGGUUUUUUGACAAAACGUCGAGAAAGGAAGCUUUCGAUAUGGCAGAGAAGAUAAGGCAGGAAAUGUACAAAGUACUUCAAGAAGUGGACUGGAUGGACAACGUAACAAGGUCUCAAGCUCUCUACAAGGUUCUCAAGAUCCAGGAUAACAUUGGAUAUCCAGACGAGUUGUUGGAUACAUCCAAGAUUGAGCAACAUUAUGAAGGACUGGUCCUGGACGGAGAACAUUACUUUGAGGAGCUACUGAAGUUGUCCAGAUGGGAAGACAACUACAACUACAGACAGUUGAGGCAACCUGUCAACAAAACAGACUGGCGGGAACACAGUAAUGUAGCCAUAGCCAACGCCUUCUACGAUCCUCUGGAGAACUCGAUGCUGAUUCCAGCUGGCAUUCUGCAGAGGCCAUUUUUUGACGCAAAGCUGCCUAAAUAUGUCAACUACGCAGCGAUUGGCUUAGGCAUGGCGCACGAGAUAACACAUGGGUUUGACGAUCAGGGUAGCCAGUUUGACUUCAACGGAGACCUCAAGGAAUGGUGGACCGAAGGCAGCAGGAAUAUAUUCAACGAGAAGAAGCGAUGUUUCAUAGACCAGUACAGCAACUUUGUGGACUCCAAGACUAGUUUGCAUCUCAACGGCAUCAACACCCAGGGUGAGAAUGUGGCGGAUAACGGUGGCAUCAAACUAGCCUACCGAGCCUACCAGAGACUCAACCUAGACGAGCCUCUUCUGCCAGGACUGCAGAACUACACCCAGGAUCAGCUGUUUAUGCUCAGCAUGGCAACCAUAUGGUGCACCAGAUAUCGUCCCCAGGCACUCAGGUUGCUGAUCACUACAGAUGUUCACUCUCCAACAGAGUUCCGUGUCAACGGUCCACUCAAGAACUUCCCUGAGUUCUCCAAGAUCUUCAGGUGUUCAGACAAUGAUGCGAUGAACCCUCGACAUAGGUGUGUGGUUUGGUGACCUUAAUUCUGCCAGGGACAUUAAAUGGAAAACAAAAUUAGUAAACAUAUUCUGUCUGUUUUCUUUGGGAAUAGUUAAACUGUCGCAUUCGGUAACAGUUGAAUGCUAAUCAAAACCCCCAGAUGUAAUUAAUUUACUUGAAAUAUUUUUAUAAUGGCAUGAUCAGAUCUUUUAAACCUAAAAAUCCAUAAGUCCAGUACUCAGACCUUUAGUUAACAAAUUAGUUUUUUCAGCUACAUUCUAAGUUUCCUGCGAUACUGGUCCACCAAUAACAUUUUUUGCUCCAAAAUUAACUACGAUUCCUAAAAUGACAACAAUAAUCUUCCCUUAGUUUUUGAAAAUACUGUACAUGUUAAACAUCCAUAAUCACAUCUUACUCAUAAAAGCAUGAGUCUCUUGGGGGGGGG